This is a messenger RNA of Tachysurus vachellii, 2478 nucleotides long. RefSeq names its product aerolysin-like protein. The record is from RefSeq and is a predicted model, not a curated record. The coding region runs from base 224 to 1186 and encodes 320 amino acids. NCBI's taxonomy places the organism in Eukaryota, Metazoa, Chordata, Actinopteri, Siluriformes, Bagridae. The transcript is spliced from 2 exons.
ACACAUACAUACACACACACACUUGUUACUUGGAAGUGUGGUGUAAGGUCCAGGACCACCCUCUUUAUUUGGUAUAAAUACGAGAGCACGAAGCUUCUGUCUCAUCCACAAACUUGCAUCCUUCACAAGACGUCUUUUAAAGAAGGCAUUUUGCUCCCUGCUUCAUCAGUUCCUUGUUAAUUCCUGAGACAUCUUUGUUUUUUUUAGGCUCAAGAAGAACAGCAUGUCAUACCUGUCACCUGUUGUUGAUGUUGGCGGUCAGGAAGGAGAACCCUUCGAUUUUAAUGGCACUGGAAAUGGAAGCAUGCUGAAAAAGAUCUGGGUUUGGGAAGGUGAUUGCCAGAUAAAAGCCAUGAAGGUGUGGCUUACUGAUGGCCGGUUUGAGCAGUUUGGUGAUCCUGCUGGGAAUCUGAAAGAGUUUAACUUUGAAGAUGGAGAGCAUUUCACAUCCCUUUCACUUUGGCCAAAUCAAGAGGGUUCACGUCUGGGUGCAAUCAAAUUCAAGACAAGUCACUCCCGAGAGUUCGGGGCAACCAUGAUACAUUGGAGUCUGCAAUCAGAAGUUCCAGUUGAUGUUGCCUCUGGGAUCUGCAUGGGGAUCAAAGGACAUUCAGGUUUGGACAUUGAUCGCUUAGGCUUCAUGUUCAUGAACACCGUCAAGUCUGCUGAGCUUAUUAAUGUUGUGUAUCCCACCAUUCAUGAUGUGAUACCCAAAGUGGCUGUUGGAGAAAUCAAAUCCAUGUCCUACCAGAACAAGACUUCUGUAACUCAAGAAUACAAAAUUGAGACCUCCAAAAAAAUCAUCCAAAAAUCCUCCUGGUCUGUUAAGGGAAAAGUGGACUUUACAAUCAGCCUGGAAGUAAAUGCAGGAAUUCCAUUUCUUGCAGAGUCGAAAUCAAGAUAUGAAUUAAAAAUUGGAGUUGAAAGUACAUAUGCUUCAGAGACGAGUACAGAGAAAAUGGAGCUCUUCUCAUUUCCUGUUAAAGUUCCUGCAGGUAAAACCGUGGAUGUGCGCAUUUCACUUGGCCAGGCUACAGUUGACCUCCCAUUCACUGGCAUCAUGAAGAUUACCUGCUAUAAUGACAGUGUGCUGGAGUAUAAAACCAGUGGAACCUACAAGGGUGUCGCUUACACUGAUGGAGAAGUGGUUGUGAAUGAAUCAAACAAAAUGCUUGGUGCAGCCUAACAAGCUUUGAAUCCAAUUCUAUAAAUAUUUUAACUACAAAAUGUGUACUCAUUAUCUAAUAUGAGUACACAUUUUGUAGUUAAAAUAUUUAUUUUAUAUUUUUAUAUUUUGUAUUAUGUUUAUUAUUAAUGUAUUAUGAAGAUUGAGAGCAUUUCACCUCCCUUUCACUUUGGCCACAUCAAGAUGGACAAUGUCUCUAUGGAAUCAAAUUCAAGACAAAUCAGCUGAUUCAGCUGAACAAUAUGAAUCAAUUAGCAUUGAGAAACCAAUCUUUUUUUUUUAUUUACAUAGAGUAAUGCAUUGCAUACAUUGACCAAUUUAAUUCAGUACAUUCAUCACUUGGAAACAUAAUGCUAACAUAUAUAUAUAUAUAUAUAGGAAUUAUAUAUUGUCAUGGUCGGUACAUGUGUGUGUAAAUGUGCCAAGUUUCUCCUAAUUCAUCUAUUAUCAUCUAAUAAUAAAAAUGAAUAAAUAAAACUUCAUUUAAUAAAACAAUUGGCUGAUAAUGAUAAAUAUCAGCAGUCGUUCAUUCUUCUGGUAUUUUGUUAUCAUAACCAAAAAUCUUCUUAAACGUGUCCCUUUAGCAGAAGUAUUGAUUUCCAUUUUAACUUUUUAAUUCCUAUCAUUUUUUAUUGUAAUUUUAAAUGUUUGAUUGUCUUUUAAAGGUUAAGAGCAAGAGCAUGUCGUACCUGGCAGAAACCGAUGAAGUUGGAGGGAAUAAAGGAACAGCGUUUAGUUUUGAAGGCAGUAAAUCUGGAAACAUCUUGAGAAAGGUCUAUGUUUGGGUCAGUGACAGGAAGGUGAAAUGCAUUAAGGUGUGGCUUACUGAUGGAAAGCCAAAACAAUAUAGGCUUUAUGUUCAUCAACACCAUCAAGUCUGCAUCUGAUGUGUGUUUGUGGUGCGGUGGUGGUGUGGUGGGGGGUGUUACACUACUUCAGCAUAUUUAAAAGUAUUAAUGUAAAGUAUAAAAUAUAUUAUUUUUUAAAACUUUGUGUAAAUGUGUAACACAGUGUUCCACACCAUACUUAUGUCAAUAUCAGUGACAAAUAUUACUGCAGAAAACUUCAUUUCUCCGAGUUCUAUGUGUUUGUUUCUACAAUGUGUGUACUCGUAUUUGUAGUCAGCGGUGACGUCUACAAUAUUGCAUGUUAACGUGUAUCCUGUAUGGGGUGGGACAGGAGAUUUUUUUUUUUUUAAAUCUGUAAACCAAUGAAAACAGUAAUUUGAUUUAUUCUGCUAGUCUAAUCCAGUAGUUGGAAACCCACAUUUCUGAUUAAUAAAACAUUCUUUA